Molecule: messenger RNA, 1266 nt
Organism: Prorocentrum cordatum
Lineage: Eukaryota; Dinophyceae; Prorocentrales; Prorocentraceae
Source: the annotation of a GenBank genome assembly
AUGGCCCUCGAGCGCCCCCCCGGCGGUGCGGACGGGCCCGAGCAGCAGAGGGCGCUGCUCGGGGAGGCGCCAGACGCAAGCGUGGAGGACGCCGCGGAGGCCCGGCAGGCUGCGGCCGGCGCUCUCGGGGCCUUCCGCUGGCCGCGCAGCCUGGCCGAGACCGAGGCCACCCGGGCCGGGCCACGGCUGCCUGGCGCGGCCGGGCCAGGCCGCGCGCCCGCUGUUGUGCUCGCCGGGGUGGUCCUCGUGCUGACGCUGGUCGCCGCGCUGGGCGCGGGCGCCGCGUCUCUGCGUCAGCCGCGAGGGGCGCGCGGCGGGCUCGGCGCGCCGCCGGCCGCGCUGAGCGAGCGCAAGGCGCUGCACUGGGCCAGGCUCGGGGACGACACGGCGUGCCGCGCGGGCGGUAACGGCAGCCGCGCGGGACGGGCGAAGCCCCGCCGCGCGGCGUCCUUUUCGGCGCAGGAGUGCCAGGGCGUCUGCGAGGCGGAGAGCGGCUGCAGGGGAGUCCAGUACGGGCCGGGCGACGCCUGUCAGCUGUGGGGCCGCCCAGUGACGUACUUCGACCGGGAGCCUGGCGGCUCGUGCGCAGUCCGGCUGCCUUUGGGCGGGCCCCGCAGGCGGGAGAACGCCGCGUGCGUCGUGUCUCCGGGGGGGCAGCCCGACGAUGGCGCCGACGUGGUCUUGAAGGUGGUGAGCGGAGUCGAGGAGGAGCUGUGCCAGACACUGUGCCGCAGCGCGUUCGGUGAGGGCUGCAUGGCCGUGGCGUACGCCGCUGAACCGAAGCGCUGCGAGAUGUGGCGCCAGCCCGUUGAUUUCGAGGAGAGGCAGGGCAUCUCGUGCUCCACGUUCGAGUCUGCCAACGACACCGCGGGCGGCGACGCCCGCAGUGCGGCACAGCCCGAGGAGUCGUCGCUGCCGUGGGGCUCCCUGGGCUGGGGGUCACUCCUGGACUGGAUGGCUACGACGACCUCGACAACCACCACGACGACGACAUCAACAACCACCACCACCGCAACCACCACCACUGCCACCACGAGGACCGGACCAUCACGGCCACCAGUUCCGCCAGCUCCACGACCGCCACGGCCACCACGGCCACUACCGUGCGGGAGCGUGCCGCACCGCGGGCCCCAGCGAGGACUCGGACGAGAACGUCCACUGGGUCCUGAAGGAGGGCAUCCUCAAGCACCCAUCGUGGUACGAGGGGCUCAACGAGUCCUCCAGCUUCGAGGAGGUGCAGGCGUACCUUCACACGACCCACCCUGA